Messenger RNA from Ooceraea biroi (clonal raider ant), 1481 nucleotides. Its product is annotated as transmembrane protein 53. The record is from RefSeq and is a predicted model, not a curated record. NCBI's taxonomy places the organism in Eukaryota, Metazoa, Arthropoda, Insecta, Hymenoptera, Formicidae.
GUCCCCUCUCUCUCCCUCUCUCUCCCUUUCUAUCUCCUUCUCUCUCACUGCUCACCCCCGUACCUCUCUCCUUCCCUCUCGUGAUCCUCGUGAGCAGGAGCACGGCAAUCGGACAAGAUGAGCGACCAGGAGGAACUGGAUUAUUACAUCAUGUUUCCAUCGUUCCCGCCAUCCCCGAAGGACCCGACGUUGACCACCAGCGGGCCGGAUCAGCGGGAGGAAUUCGUGUUCGUGUACGAAGAGGACAAGCGGCCGGUUGUUAUCCUACUGGGAUGGGCCGGUUGUCAGGACCGAUACCUGGCCAAGUACAGCGCGAUCUACGAGGAGAAGAGUUGCAUCACGCUACGCUACACGGCGCCGGUAGAAUGCCUGUUCUGGCGCAGGAACAAGAUGCCGUACCUCGGCAAGCGGCUGCUGCAGGUGAUCACCGACAAGCGGCUGAACGAGCACCCGAUAUUCUUCCACGUCUUCAGCAACGGCGGCGCGUUCCUCUACCAGCACAUCAGCCUCGCGAUGCAGCGGGCUAACACGCCGUUCAAGGUCCACGGAGUGAUAUUUGACAGUGCACCUGGCGAAAGACGGCUGACGACGCUCUUCAAGGCCAUCAGGGCGAUGAUCGGCGGUCAUCCUCUUACAAAUCUGCCGAUGUCCCUCAUGAUCACGCUCUUCCUCUCUGUGAUUUGGUUCUUCGAGGUAAUUGCACAGGCAUUCAACAGAACGUCCGUUCAAACGAACUCCAUCGCCCUCGCCGAGGAGGCUUACUCCUGGCCCCAGCUGUUCCUGUACUCCAACAGCGACAAUCUAAUUCCAGCAUCUGACGUCGAGAAAUUCGCCAGCCGGCGAGCUGAGCGGGGCGUGCGAGUGCAAUUGGUAUUGUUCACCAAUUCGCCGCACGUCAAGCAUUACACGACCUACCGCGACGUCUACGUCAACACUGUGUGCGGCUUCAUCCACGAUUGUCUGACUUCGCCAAGCCCGUCGAGGGACCUGAUGUCGUUCGACUGCGACGAGAGAGGCUCGCAGAGCUACGAUGCGUACUCCGGUCUCACCAAACGCGUCGUGCUACCCCAUGAGGCCACCCAGCUGCAAAACUAGAAUAGCUGCGAUAUUAUGAUAGGUAGAAUAGUCACUCGCUGGAGAAUCGAGUACAGUCUCGCCGGUGCGGUUGUAAAGGGAGAGAGGAUUCUUGAAGGAUUUCUCAACACCUAAUUUUUAAAUAUAAAAAAACUCGCGGAAAAAGUAAUGAGCGAAUUAAAGAAUAAAUCUGGAAAGAUAUAUAUGCUUGGAAUUUGUUUUGCAUAACUGAUAAUUGAGAUUUCUUGAUUUUCGUUAAUUAAUCAAACAUUUUAUUCCAAUUAUGUUUGCUCUUAUUUUCUUGCAGUUUCAUCUAUCUGCUUGAAUUCUGCAAGAAAACAGUGUAAUUAGAAAAAUCUUUAUUAAAGCUGUGAAAUAAAUUAUUAUAUUAAAGCGACUGAGAAAAA